AUGUCGAGCCCGCAGUCAGGAGAGGAUUUACUCCCUCGAAUCAAGAAUGCAUAUCGCUUGCUUGCCCUUUUCACCGAACAGGGAAGCAAUGGACUUGUCCAUAAAGUCGUCAUUCCCCAAGAUUCCCUUCGAAACCUGAUGAACGUUCUCCGUCCCGGAGCUUUCGAAUCGAUGAUAAAAAUCAAUUUCGCUGCGCUUGAUGAAGUGCUGCUUAAACCCGUUGGAAUUUACGGCAGCAGGUCUCGUAUAGUUGAAUUCCUCGAAGAAGUUGGCGCUAUCGAUGCAUCUACGUAUCUUCUGACGCCAUUACCUCCCAGCGGGGUUCCUUCAGGCCCUUAUCUAAGAACAGGAAUAUAUCUAAUCCUUGAUGCCCAACAGAGAGAAGAUUCUAUGGAUCUGGAUACAGGCCUAGUGCAACCUGCCUUCCUCCUCUAUUGGCCCGAGGAAAAUACCUGGGAUGAUAAUGCAACAGGUGACAUCUCCAGAAAUCGCGCAACUUUCAUGCAUUACCUAGGCCGGCUGAGCAAUCAGAUGGUUGCUCUUCUAUCCAAGGAGCAUAUGGAAAGCAUCGAAUGGGAUGAAGAUACCACCAUGGGACCCGCCGAAGACGACGAGGAUGAGGAUGGUGAUGACCGAAUUUUUGCAUUUUCCGUCGAGAAAACGGUCGAACAAGAAGAAAACGUGACGGUACAUGCUGUAUUUAAGAUUCCCAUCCCAUUUGCGUCGUCUCCAACUACGGACUCGUAUCAAAACACUGAAGGACUGUGCGAAGUUCUGAAAUCGCGAGUGGUGCCAGGCGAUACGCGCCAGGCGUUAUUAGAGGCAGAGUUUAUUCCUCGACGUAGCUCUCCAAGGACAGUUGUUCAAGCCAUCAAUCGAUUGUCCUUGCGGACAAAGCUUAAGGAUUCUCUCCAGACUAUCCAACUGGCGGACGAACUUCAUCCUGCGGCACUGGAAAUUCUGAUCGAAAACGGUUUGAAUGACCGUUUCAAGUCCCUUUGUGAGGACUUCGAGAAGAGCAGGAAGCACGGAAACCGCACACUUCAGGAGGAAUUUGAUAUGCGUUGUGCUGUUGCCAAAAAACAGCUCACUGAUGACUUGCUUCGGCUACAGCAUCACAUUUUGAAUCAGUUCGUGCAGCAUUUAGUGGAUAUAUAUCCGCACCCACUCCUGCCCCUACGUGAUGAUGUCUUUGGCCAACUUAAAUUUGAUUCCAUCGUAGCUCACGGCUUCCGACAACUUAAACGUCGCUUCAUAGGCUCCAUCGAAGUCCUCAAAUCUCGUGCCGCGGUGGAAAACCUACCAAAGGUCACCCCAGAUGAACUGCAGAAACUUGACACAGCUAUCGUGACAGGGCUCAACUGGGAUAAGGCAAUAGCCUCCAUUCUUAAUGAAACGUCCCUGCCCGAGAGCAGUCUAUAUUCACCAGUGAACAUUUUCAACACUGUUACUUCGAAAUUCACGGGCUUUGGAUGGUUGGAAGCGCAGAAUGAAUCUGGUUCGUUUAUCAAAGCGCUCAUGCGGGAGACAGCUCCAAUGAGCGAUCCCGUAUUCAUCCAACGCAUCAGCCAUGGGGAUUAUAGUGAACUCCAAGAUGCCGUGGCCGAAGUCCACAGUCAGGCGUCAAAAUGGCUCUUGAGCACCAUGGCGUCCAAAUCUCAAGAAUUAGCUAAAUCGGAUUUGGAGUUAUAUUACAAACGUUGGAGGUCUGAUUUACACGCAAAAUAUAGUCUCAAGUUUCAAGAACAAAAAGCCGAGCAUUUGCUGCAACUUAGGGUUCUACUGAACGAUGCAAGCAAAAAGGAGGGCGCAGGGUGCGUGUUUUCGUCCUUUUACUAUGGACACAACAGUACGUGGACAAGUCAUUCGGACUCUGAUUCAUUGACUGAGCCCGUGCCUUUCUUUUCUUGGUUUCAAGAUUUCAAAUUUGCUGUCACAGAGCUGAAAGAUGAACCUGCCCACUUCGUGUGCACGUUACACCCACUUGGAGUAAUGUCCGAUGAUCUCCAACGUCUUACUGUGGAUACUUCGUUUGUACCGCGCCCCAUUUUCCGUACUGGGACCCACUCCGUCCGCUUCACAAUCCCGGCUACUUCGAGAUUACGGCACAUUCAGCUUUUAGAGCGUUCGAAAUGUCUCGUAGUCGUGGAGGACUCGUCAUCCGGCAGGAUCUGUAUCUAUCUUGAUGACGAUGUUCAAAUGCCCGUCACGUUGCGUUCUCGAAGGACUAAGAAGGAGUUUACCUUUGAACGAAUAGGAAAGGAUUUCUUGUUUUGUGUCAAUGAACCAAGAAGAUUGGUGGCAUUGUUGGAUGCCAGGUGCCGUCUCCACAUUUUUUCAAUCGACGAAUCUUACACGAGUAUCACUUUACGUGGCUCUCCGGUUGACCUUGGACGAUUAUUGAUGGGUUCCCACCCUGAAGCCAAAUUUUUGAAGAUGUGCUUCAUAAACGGUUUAGAUGAAAUCCUCUUCCUCGAGAAUUCGGGACAUCUUAGGAUAUACUCUCUGGUGCAAGAGCAAUUCAAGCCAGCGUUUGUGAAAUCAGAACCACCUCCAACAGACGUGUAUUCCAGUCCGGAUGGCUCGUGUGUCUUCAUUAUGGUACCAAAUAGUUCGGGCGCAGUGGAGACGAUAGCUUAUCACACGGCAUCAUUUGGCGGUAAAUCCCAAGGCAUCCCGCUUCAACUCCCUCAGGUCUUUACGUCGGUUCCGACGACCAUCACAUCAUUUGUUACACGAAGGAAUGCUUACCUUAUGACUAUCGAGGAUGACGCAGGACAGCUCAAUGCAGUUCGUUUCGAGAUCACAAAUAAGGCUAGCGAGUUCACUUUCCGUCCUCAUGGGAAAGCCAAAGGGGAUUCAAAAAAAGAGUCGACGUACAAUUCACUCGUUGAUUGCCAUUCCGAAGUUUGGACCAAAUUCCCCGUUGUGUCUACGAUAAGCAGAAGUCCUUCAUUCAUGGCUUGGCGCUCGCCUUCUAUCACUUUCACUGCAGCAAAUAAUUCGAUUCCCAUCGCUCGUCUACGAUCGCACUUUUCACGAAUGAUCCAAUCAUUCGAGCAUAGAACGCGAAAGCCAACGGAUGGCAGACUGGCUGUCAUUAACAUUCAGCACAGUACAAGCCUGUCUUUGCGCGAGUCUAUUCCUUCGGAAGUCACUACAUACUUCACUGGAAAGUGGAUUGUUGAUCUCAUAUGCUUGAUACCGAUUCACAUCGCCGUUGCCACUUCCAACCGUUUCACGCCACUCGAGGAUGGUGUUUCAUCCCCCGAGUUUGAGCAGCGAUUACUAGGUGCUGAUAUAUUAACGAUUGCAGACAGUAUAUCUAUUGGAUGGUAUGAGAGUAUAUUCAAGACCUACAUGGCUUCGAAGGCAUACAUUCCCGAUGAUACCUCCAUCAUAGGCGAGCAAUCCGUAGGGAAGAGUUAUGCUCUAAAUCACUUUGUGGAUACGUCGUUCGCUGGAUCCGCAAUGAGGUGCACCGAGGGCGUGUGGUUGUCCGUAACGCCAACCGACACAAAUUUGAUCGUGAGCCUUGAUUUUGAAGGAAUACAUUCUAUCGAAAGGACUUCGCAGGAGGACAUGUUAUUGGUUUUAUUCAACGUGGCGCUUUCCAAUUUGGUAUUAUUCCGGAAUAAUUUUGCUCUCUCACGGGACGUUACUGGUGCGCCGAUCCACAUAUAUAUCAGUUUUCAAUCGUCGGCCGCACAAUUCGAGCCAUCAGCAAAUCCAGAACUAUUCCAAUCGACUUUGGCAAUUAUAAUCAAAGAUGUUGUUGAUUCCGAUACGAGAGAGAUCGUCCGGGAAUUCCAGCUGAAGUUCCAGAAAAUAGUUCAGGAGGAAAAGGAAGGGAAUUUUAUUUCCAGGUUGCACCGUGGCAGGCUCGAUAUUCUUCCAUGGCCUGUUAUCCAGUCUCCCAAGUUUUACACUUUGAUGAACAAGUUGAAGAAACGGCUAGAUGCUCAGGAUUCAUCUCAUGGCACCGCGUCCGUAUUUUUGGAACGGAUGAAGAUCCUAAUGGCAAAGUUAAGGGCGAGCGAUUGGGGUGCCCUUGAUCAUACCCUCGCCUCACAUCGAGCACAACUCCUCCAAAACCUUUUGCCAACUGCCCUCGCUUAUGGUGUCACGGAGUAUGGAAACGAAGACACCUAUCUCAAGAACUUGGAUACCGAUGAAGCAGUUCACCCUGAAACAUCCUCCAGAAACCAUUUUUUCCUUGAAUCGGUCAUGAAGGAACCCAAGAUAAGAGAUGAGCUCUUGGCCAAGGUGCAGCAACAGUGCAUUGUCAUGAUCUCCGGCACACGUCAGUCCAUGCCAGAUUCAGAAUGGCUGUUGUCGCUUGCGACGGCCUUGCACCAACAAGCGAAGCAGCGAAUUGACUACGUCCAGAGAUGGAUUGACUCAAAUACGAUCAGAUUCCCUCCCGAACAGACAGACAUUCAGUUACUCCGUCGCUAUUUCGGUCAACUUUCACUUGAACUCAUUGCGGGCGUCGAUAUGUGCGGAGUCAAAUGCAAAAACUGCAACCUCAAGUGCAUCCUAUCCAAGUACCACCUGAGCGACCACAAUUGCACCACUGACCACUGCUGUGCCUUGAAGUGUGAUGAAUGCGCCUCCGAGUCCCAGGACUCGGAGAAAAUGUGUAGCAUGAUAGCUGGCCACGAUGGCAAUCAUAUAUGUGACCUGACCCAGCAUGUAUGCGGCGAACCCUGCUACCUGCAGGACAGGAGAGGUUGUCAACAAGCUUGUACAAAAGCAAGUCAAAUUGGGCACCAGGAUGCCGUCCACCUGUGCUCUGCGCGCACCCACUCCUGCGGUGAACCCUGUCGUCUCAGUUUGAUCGAGCAAGAUGGUGCACCUUUAUGUUCGAAGCCUUGUGCAAUUGAUUGCCGCGAUUCCCACGAAUUCCACGAGUGCGAACACAGGCUAACAUGCCCAGCUAAAUGUCAACUAUGCAGUCGACUGUGCUCGAUUACGUCACAUUCUCACCCACUUCAAAACGGGGCUAUCCACCUCUGCGGGCAAGAACAUGAUUGCAGAGAGCUUUGUGGGUCACGGGGAAUAUGCGAAAUAGCAUCUGCCCCCCUCUCUAUCGAGACUACAUUCGUCGGUCGCAACGAGACCUUCCAAUAUAUAAGGUGUUACACCCAAGAUGCACACAAGCUUUUGUGCGCCGUUCGUAUCCCUCCAAACAAAUUGAAACAUGAUGAAGCGCAUACACAUACAACCAAUGCAGCUGCGUUCCACUAUUGCGAGACGCGCUGUCCCUCUUGCCUUUAUUUUUGUACUCUUGCUAUCGAUCAUCAUGGGUUGCACAAUACUACCCAUGGUAAUAUGGAACAGACUUCCUGGAGUUUCGAGGGAGAUGAUUCUACCACUCGAGAGGUUGCCGGGCGGAAGUUUAGUACAGGUGACUCGGGUGCGCCGAUGUACUGCAACAUGUUUUGCAAAGAGCUGGGGCGGCACGCACACAUUGACUUCUGCCGAGCCCCCAGGAACGGACGUUGUACUGACGAUACAGUGGAGCACAUCGCUGCCAGAAUGAAUCCGGAACCUAACAGGGAUAAGGACUGGAUUACACAUGCUUCCUAUUGGGCGCGAACAGUCUUUCAGACAACAUUCACUUCUGAGCAUCAACGCGAUUUUAUAGCUUACCUCAUCGCAUACGCAGGUGACGAACAUAAGGCCACGGAGAAUAUAAAGGCACAGCGUUCGUUUUGCACCCUCCCUAUGUUCCACAAACCCGCUUCUACAAAUGCUCGGAAUACUACGGGGUAUACCUCUCGGGACGGACACUCCUUCGAUUGCCAGAGCCCGGGACUUUAUCAUGCUGCUUACCAUGUGAUAUUCGCGUUGGACCGUUCGUCAUCCAUGGCUGAGCGGGAUCGGGUUCCACUUGCUGGACAGGCAGCGACUCGUCAGAUCACUAAUUACAACAACAAUAGAUAUGGUGCUGUGCUGUCCGCAAUUUACGGUUUUUGGACGGCUCGUGCAGGCGCCUCACCAGGAGGCAUACGACGCGAUGCAUACUCUGUAGUCGUGUUUAAUGACACUGCUGCUACAAUAAUUGCCAACGAUCUCACCCGAGACGCUGGCGCGCUUCUGUCGCCCCUCCUGCGUAUGGGCCCUGAUGGAGGAACAAACUUUUCUGCUGCAAUCGGAGAAGCCCAUAGAGUUAUGGAACGCAAUUGGAGUGCGGACAGGGCCCCAUGUGUUAUCUUCCUGUCUGAUGGCGAAGCCAAUACACCGUCGCAGGAGCUGCGCGCGAUCUGUGAUGAGGCGGUUUUUUUGGGUCGGCCCCUGUCAUUCUUCACCGUUUCCUUUGCAGCUGGAUCUUACUCUCCUGUUCUCGAUUCUAUGUCGACCCUUGCGACAGAUAUUUACAGAAGAGCAUCACCAGGAGCCUCUCACGAUAUCCCGUGCGGGUCAUACUACGCUAUUGAUUCGAUACAACUGGCACAGACAUUCCUCGGCAUUGCUGAUUCCAUGCGUCAGACUCGGGGAGCACUUGUGCGACAGUAA
Molecule: messenger RNA, 6522 nt
Organism: Cantharellus anzutake
Lineage: Eukaryota; Fungi; Basidiomycota; Agaricomycetes; Cantharellales; Hydnaceae
Exons: 35
Coding region: 1-6522 (2173 amino acids)
Source: RefSeq, a predicted model, not a curated record